Molecule: messenger RNA, 3691 nt
Organism: Spinacia oleracea (spinach)
Lineage: Eukaryota; Viridiplantae; Streptophyta; Magnoliopsida; Caryophyllales; Amaranthaceae
Product: probable copper-transporting ATPase HMA5
Exons: 5
Coding region: 259-3186 (975 amino acids)
Biological process (GO): monoatomic cation transport
Cellular component (GO): membrane
Molecular function (GO): ATP binding; ATP hydrolysis activity; ATPase-coupled monoatomic cation transmembrane transporter activity
Source: RefSeq, a predicted model, not a curated record
UUAUUUGCUUUAAAUUUGACUUCCACUUUACUCUAACUAAUCACUAAACACUAAUUAAACACUCCUAUAUCAUUCCAGCCUAGAUUUUACUUUAUAAAGUUACAAACAUCAUUAUAAUAUAUAAAUAUAUAAAUUACUUUAUACAUAAGAAUCAUAUAUUCGCUUGCAUUUUACAUAUUUUCAUGGAUUGUUCCAGCAAAGCAAUAUCAACACCCAAAAGCAACAUUGCAAAAAGGUCAAUGCGAUAUUGACGUUAGUAUGUAUAUGCAAGCAACGAUAGUAGGAGUGAUCAUUCGUCUCCUAGAGCUCAAUACCGAUCGAAAAGGGGUGUCGAUGUCGAUGGAAAGAGAGUGUACAAGUAACGAGUCGAAGGCGUUGUUUAGUGUGAUGGGUAUGACUUGUUCUGCUUGUUCUGCUUCGGUUGAGAAGGCGGUCAAGCGACUUCCGGGCAUUCGAGAGGCCAUUGUUGAUGUUUUGAAUAACAAAGCUCAAGUCAUUUUUUAUCCUUCCUUUGUUAAAGAGGAACAAAUCCUUGAAGCCAUUAUGGAUACUGGUUUCAUGGCUGAGCUUAUUGAUGAUGACAUUAGUGAUAGAAGCCAUCAAGUAUGCCGGGUACGUAUAAGAGGAAUGACUUGCACUUCUUGUGCAAAUGCCAUUGAAUCUACUCUCCUAGGAAUUCAUGGUGUAAAAAAGGCACAAGUUGCAUUAGCUACCGAAGAAGCAGAAAUUAACUAUGAUCCAAACCUUGUUAGUUACAGUGAGUUGCUUAAAGCUGUUGAAGAUAGCGGGUUUGAAGCUGUACUUAUCACUACAGGGGAAGAUGAAUGCAAGGUUCAUCUUAAGGUUGAUGGGAUAAGAAAUGACCAUUCUUGGAGAAUGAUUGAAAACUCACUUGAAUUACUUCCUGGUGUUCAAACCAUUGAUAUUGAUCCAAGACUUCAGAAAGUUUCAGUUUCUUACAAGUCUGAUAUUACAGGACCUAGACACUUUAUUGAAGUGAUCGAGUCAAUUGGAUCUGGGAAUCUCAAGGCAAUGAUGUACCCUCAAGAACGAGGAAGCGAUUCUCAUAAACAAGAGGAAAUUAAGCAGUAUUACAGAUCAUUAAUGUGGAGUUUAAUCUUUAUGAUCCCGGUAUUUCUGACAUCUAUGGUAUUCAUGUAUGUUCCUGGAGUUGGACAUGUAUUUGACACUAAAGUUUUGAAGAUGUUAACUGUUGGUGAGAUGGUAAGGUGGAUUUUAGCAACUCCUAUACAAUUCAUUAUUGGUCAGAGAUUUUACAUUGGGUCAUACAACGCGUUGAGGCAUGGUUCUGCUAAUAUGGAUGUUUUGAUUGCAUUGGGAACAAAUGCAGCCUAUUUCUACUCAGUCUACACUGUGGUUAGAGCUGCUACAUCAGUAAACUUUGAGGGAACAGAUUUCUUUGAGACAAGUUCUAUGCUUAUUACCUUUGUACUUCUAGGGAAGUACUUAGAGGUUUUGGCUAAGGGAAAAACAUCAGCAGCAAUUGCAAAACUAAUGAACUUGGCCCCUGAUACUGCAACACUGCUGACACUUGAUGCAGGUGGAAAAAUCCUGAAAGAAGAAGAAAUAGAUAGCAGAUUGAUACAAAAGAACGAUUUGCUGAAAGUCAUUCCUGGUGAAAAAGUACCCUGUGAUGGUUUUGUAGUUUGGGGUCAAAGCUAUGUGAAUGAAAGCAUGAUAACAGGGGAAUCUAGGCCUGUAACCAAGAAGAAGGGUGAUAUUGUAAUAGGAGGGACAGUGAAUCAGAACGGGGCAUUGCAUGUUAAGGCAACACGCGUUGGAUCAGAAAGUGCACUUGCUCAAAUUGUACGUCUGGUUGAAUCAGCACAGAUGAACAAAGCGCCUGUGCAGAAGCUUGCUGAUCUUAUUUCCAGAUAUUUUGUGCCUUUGGUUAUCCUUUUUGCAGUUUCAACUUGGCUUGCAUGGUUCCUAGCUGGGAAAUUUCACAGCUACCCAGAAUCAUGGAUACCGCCAUCAAUGGAUAGGUUUGAGCUUGCUUUACAAUUUGGCAUAUCUGUGAUGGUCAUAGCCUGCCCUUGUGCUCUGGGUUUGGCAACACCAACUGCUGUUAUGGUUGGUACUGGAGUUGGUGCUUCUCAAGGUGUCCUCAUCAAAGGAGGUCAAGCUCUCGAAACUGCUCACAAGGUUAAUUGCAUAGUAUUUGACAAGACUGGAACUCUUACAGAGGGGAAGCCAGUAGUUGUGAGCACGCGACUUCUGAGACAAAUGGUGAUCCGAGACUUCUAUGAACUGGUUGCUGCUGUUGAGGUCAAUAGUGAGCACCCAUUAGCAAAGGCCAUCGUCGAGUAUGCCAAGAAGUUUAGAGAAGACAAAGAAAAUCAAACCUGGGCAGAAGCAAAGGACUUUAUAUCCAUCAGUGGUCAUGGUGUGAAGGCCAUGGUUAAUGACAAGGAGAUAGUUAUCGGAAAUAAGAGCUUGAUGUUAGAGCAAGGAAUCAGCAUCCCAUCUGAGGCGAAAGAAUUGCUUUUAGAAGCCGAAGGUAUGGCUCAAACAGGUAUACUGGUGUCCAUCAGUCAAGAGAUCUCAGGAGUUAUAGCAAUAUCUGAUCCCCUGAAACCAAGUGCAACUGAAGUCAUAUCCAUUCUUAAAUCCAUGAAUGUUGAGAGCAUUAUGGUGACUGGUGACAACAAGGGAACUGCCAACUCCAUUGCCAACCAAGUUGGAAUAGACACUGUGAUUGCUGAAGCUAAGCCUGAGCAAAAAGCAGACAAAAUUAAGGAACUUCAGGGUGAAGGUUAUAUAGUGGCAAUGGUUGGGGAUGGUAUCAAUGAUUCACCGGCAUUAGUGGCUGCAGAUGUUGGAAUGGCAAUCGGUGCAGGUACAGACAUUGCCAUUGAAGCAGCAGAUAUUGUUCUGAUGAGAAGCAACUUAGAGGACGUCAUAACUGCCAUUGAUCUUUCAAGGAAAACAUUCUCAAGGAUACGUUGGAAUUAUAUAUGGGCAUUGGGUUACAAUCUACUCGGUAUCCCUAUCGCUGCUGGAGCUUUGUUCCCCUCAUUAAGAUUCAGGUUACCACCAUGGAUUGCAGGAGCUGCAAUGGCUGCCUCAUCAGUUAGUGUUGUUUGUUGGUCCCUGUUGUUGAAGAAUUACAGAAGACCAAAGAUAUUAGACACCCUUGAAGUUAAGGAAAUCAGGGUUGAGUGAAAAUGUCUAUCAGUAUAAAAGAAAGGUAGAAGUAGGCUUAUACUUGACCUGAAUCAUGAAGUUGUAAAUAGAAUGGAAAGAAUGUAGUGCACAUAAAUAUGGAAGGAUGGUGCCAGUUCUUCCCUUCCCCUGCUGUCAAUCCCAGAAGUAACCCGUUGCGUCAGAUAAAAACCGAACUCUGAACCUCAUGGGUGGGACGUGAGGCCGGAUCAAUGAACAAUAAGCUCCCAUCUGUUUCAGGAUCAGUCUCUAAUUCUCUAUGCUAUAAGAAGUACAGAAUUCUCUAGGCAUUUGGUAAGAAAUAUGAUUUAGAGUUAUAUUUGUCAGGCCACAAGCAAUGAACCACACACUUAUUCUGAAUCGGUUUCUGAUAUUAACUUGCUCCAAAAGACUAUAUGUAUAGGCUUCAGAGUCUUUCAAAUUUUUCUUUUGCUGCUUAAACUCGCUUUGUUGUCACACAUUAGAGACAUAAACAAAAAACCACUACGAGUUAACUCUUCUGUUA